This is a messenger RNA of Lampris incognitus (smalleye Pacific opah), 1389 nucleotides long. Its product is annotated as coiled-coil domain-containing protein 138-like. Lineage: Eukaryota; Metazoa; Chordata; Actinopteri; Lampriformes; Lampridae. The record is from RefSeq and is a predicted model, not a curated record.
AUGGCCCUCGGUGGCGCACUACGGCGCUCCUCGGGCCACAAUGCUGUCUUUGACGAGCAGAAGAAGCGAGGGCUUUGUCUGGCCGUGAGGGAUGUGACCUUGCCCUCUUGUGUGAAUGUCAGCAUGGGGUCCCAAGAAUCUGAGCCUACAGUUGGAGUGACAAAAAAUGAAUGGGACUGUGGUCAGCAUCCCUCCAACUCAUGCCCCUCUUCUUCUACUGUACUUGAAAAGGUUUACCAGGAGAUGAUGACUAUCUACCAACAACUAAAGGCGAAGAGCGUGGGCCAGCAACAGUGGGAGCAGCGUCUCCAGGGGAGGGAGAGGAGUCUGGAGCAGCAGGAGAAGGCCCUAGCAAAGCUGACUCAAAUGGAGGAGAAUCACCAGAAUGAGGUAGGCAGGUUGCAGGAACUGCUGCGAGAGGACGACGAGGAGAUCAGGAGGCUUCCGUCCAGCUUUGACACGAUCAAACGUCUUAACGACACCAUGAAGCAACAGCAAUGUGAGAUAAAUGAACAGAGAAAGAAGUUGGAAAACUGGUCUAAGAGGGUUCAAGCUCGACUAGGCAACCUGCAGAGGAAAUGCGAGCCCAGCAUGGCGCUGAAAUGUGAGCGUGAAGACCACAGAGUCUCGCGGCCCACGUCCAAACAGAAGAAAACCGCCGUCUCCCUAAAACGUACGGAGGAGGUGUUGCCGUUGUUAACGGAGCAGCUUCGUCUGGUGCCCCCAUCAGAACCGUCCCUCCUCGACCUCCUCUGCUUCAUCAACUGGGCCUUGAAACACAUGGGUGCCAGCACAGAGCAUGUAGCGCUACCAUCCACACUGAGGCGUGUAGGAGAAGAGCUGUACUUCCAAGCGGGAACGGGACGUGUCAGGAGCAGUCCUCUCUACCAGAGUCCCUGUCCUCACACAAAUAUUCUGUCCACCCUCGUCAUCCUCCAGACUGUCACACAAGCGGAUGUGCUGGCCCAAGUGCUUGACAGCCUUCACAAAGAGCUAAUGAAUGAGGAGAGCCGAGGCGUGUUCCUCCAUUAUGGUGCCCUACUGUCAGCGCUCCAGACCGGCUGUGGAGGUCUGCACAAGCCCUUAGACAUCCCGCUGCAGCUCACCAUGCAAUCCUGCUUUUUAGCUCCCUUGCUGGAGGCAUGUAGUUGUGAGGAGUUCUUCCGCACUGCCUCACAUCUCCUAAAGAGCCCUCAUCUGGAGCCCCCACUGCUUGAGAAGCUUUCCAUUCUCCUCCAGAAACUCUCCAACAUCAGAGUAUUAUAGAACCGUCGUCUGUUUGAGCGGUCCCCUCUCCACCUCCAGCUGCAGGAGCUGCACCGUACCACCGACCCCUCACACACCUCCCUCUGCCUCAACCUUGGCUCCGUCCCGCUCGAUCUUAGAUAG